UAUGUCGGCAGUGCAACGCAUGCGUGGUAUUUUCAAUUCUGGGUUGGAUUUAAAUUUUUUACAAAGUUCUAGGGAAGAUCCACACGUAGUAGCAACACUCUUAAAAAUGUAUCUGCGUGAAUUACCAGAACCUAUAUUGACAGAGGAACUUUUACCAGACUUUAGCGCAUGUGUAGCGAAGCAUACCAACUCUGAUUUAAAUGCUAUACCACCAGCAAUUGCACCUGGAUCUGGAACCCAACAGAUGUCCACUGCUUAUUUCACUGCACCAACCGUAGUCCCAGAAGCACUUCCUCAUGAUCUUGCAGCCAUCAUUUCUCGCUUACCGCCUUAUCAUUUUUAUACACUACGCGCCCUUUUUUCACAUCUCUCUCGUGUUGAUAGUAACAAUGACGUGAACAAAAUGACUAUUAAUAUCGUUUUUGGGAAAGGAUGUAUUAGUGAAGAAGCAGAAAUUGAACUUGAAAAACGAGAACAACAAGUUAAAGAAAAGCGAGCACCACAGGUAUAUCACAAAACUUAUAUUUCCGAAGAUUUUUCAAAAAGUUUUGAAGACUUGCUGAUGAUUGAUAGACAUCCUAGUGCAAACAGUUCGAGUAAUUCAUACCCAUCGUCGUCAUCUUCUUCCAUAAAAGGUUUACCUGUAAAUAAGGACGACAUUGACACUCAUAAUAAUAAUCAAAGCGAUUCUAUGAAAAAUUUUGCUGUAAAUAAUACAUUUUCUAAAAUUUCACCACUUUCGUCAUCAUCAUCUAUAACAGCACCAUCUACACCACCAUCAAAAGAUUCUAGUAAAGAUACCAAUAACCAGUUUAAUUAUGAUGAAUUUCAUGAAAAACGUAAUCAUUCUUUAGUAAAUGUGGCUGGAGUAGAAAAAAUAGCAAAAACUUCAUCAGUUUUCAGCCCUUCUUUUCGUUUAAGAUCUAGUAGUGUUCCGCUAAAAGUCAUAGAAUUAUCAGACUUUUCAGAAUCUGAGGAAGAACAAAACUUUACUGAAGAUGAAGGUCCAAAUGAGAUAAAUUCACCAACUCUUAUGUCAUUUGAUUAUUUGGAUAGAUAUGGUACUAAGAAGGGUUUACUAAAUCUAACAUCAAGAGUAUCAAAUAAUUGGAUAUCACAACACAAUGGCGCUAACGAUGGGAAGAGUGUUAGAAGACGCCGACCAAGUGUAGAAGAAAGGGAGAAGUGGAAAAAGACACUUGUAACAAAUACUAACACUAAUGCACCUCCAAAUAUCACUGAAGAUCGGGUAGUAACUAGCGAAGAGGAUAAUAUGAAUGAAGAAAAAAUCCCUAGUCAGUUGAAUUGA
Molecule: messenger RNA, 1309 nt
Organism: Dentiscutata heterogama
Lineage: Eukaryota; Fungi; Glomeromycota; Glomeromycetes; Diversisporales; Gigasporaceae
Source: the annotation of a GenBank genome assembly